AUGGCCUCCGUACACUAUGAUAUCCCCCUUGAUUUCCUCCCAGACAACGACGGGGUGAUAGAUCAUCACAGCCCACUAGAGCAGCUUGAGCCCGAUGCAACGCUUUGCCAUCCGAUCGUAAGAUCGGUAGGUGAUAUGAUUCCGUUCGUACACUGUACACGGCCCUCCAUACGACACCUUUCCUGGGCCAGCUCAGCUCUGAGGUCGACCGAGCAAGUUGUCGGCGUUCAUGAUCAUCUCCUACCGUACCUGGCAUUGCCCACGUUAUAUUUCUGUUGCCAGUGUGGUGACGGCCCGAAGCUUUGGGAUCGCCAGCCAAGUUUCCUGUAUGGGCAACAUGCUCGCAUUAGGACGGUGUUAGCAACCUGGUCUCAGGGUCAGGCCUCGCAAGUACCUUAG
Messenger RNA from Aspergillus tubingensis, 399 nucleotides. RefSeq lists its product as uncharacterized. The transcript is spliced from 4 exons. NCBI's taxonomy places the organism in Eukaryota, Fungi, Ascomycota, Eurotiomycetes, Eurotiales, Aspergillaceae. Bases 1 to 399 code for a protein of 132 amino acids. The record is from RefSeq and is a predicted model, not a curated record.